AUGUCGAUGUUCCGCGCCAAGAAGCUCGAUCUGGGCUGUUUCGUCAACAUUCGGACGAUUCGUGACCACACCAAGCGCCAGGUGUUCAUGGAGCACGAGCCCGAAAGACAAGCUCUCCGCCACAUCAUCCGUAACACGACGCUUCCCCCCCGUGUGCGCGCCGAGGCGCAGCUGCAAUUGUCGCAAAUGCACUCCUACACUCGCUCCACUCAGAUCCGCAACCGUUGCAUCAUGGGCGGCAAGGCAAGGGGUAUCUUCCGCGAUUUCAAGAUGACAAGAUUCAAUUUCCGUAUGGAGGCCUAUGCGGGUAACCUCCCCGGAGUCAAGAAGGCCAGUUGGUAA
Molecule: messenger RNA, 342 nt
Organism: Colletotrichum truncatum
Lineage: Eukaryota; Fungi; Ascomycota; Sordariomycetes; Glomerellales; Glomerellaceae
Product: mitochondrial 37S ribosomal protein uS14m
Biological process (GO): translation
Cellular component (GO): ribosome; mitochondrial small ribosomal subunit
Molecular function (GO): structural constituent of ribosome
Source: RefSeq, a predicted model, not a curated record